Molecule: messenger RNA, 2742 nt
Organism: Brassica napus (rape)
Lineage: Eukaryota; Viridiplantae; Streptophyta; Magnoliopsida; Brassicales; Brassicaceae
Exons: 5
Coding region: 1411-2727 (438 amino acids)
Source: RefSeq, a predicted model, not a curated record
UUAAUUUUUUAUAUUUAUAAAAACUUUAGUAAUAUUGGCUGAAUUGAUUUCUAAUGGUAGUAAUAAGGAAUCAAAAGAGGUUAGAGGUGAAUAAGUUAAUGAUUUUGUAAAAAGUAAAUUUAGUGUCGGUAUAAAAAAUUAUUAAUGGGCCCAUCAAUCAAGUGGGUUGCAUAAGAAACACCAACAGUAAGAGAAACGUGAAUCUCUUUUCUACUUUAUGCAAACGGUUAUACGUUUUAACGUUGAAUCAUAAGAGCAUGUUUAUUGCUGUAUCUUAACAGCAUAUCUUACAUUAAAUGUAAUUAAAAGAAUUAAACCAAAAAUGAAAAGCAGAAAACGCGUCUCUUAAUUAAGAACAAUAAGACACGGUCCCUUAGGGGCACGUGUCACGCCUCAGUUUGGCAGAGGAUAGGUGGAGACCUUGGUCCCGUCUCAUUUGUCGCGUCUGUUUCUCUUUCUCUCCGUCUCGAUUCUCUCCGAGGCGAGAAGACGAUCUCUCAUCGUAUCGGCGGUGAAGUUUCUGUCGGUGACUCUCGUGGACGAAGGAAGACGGCGGGUCUCUUUCCGGUGCUUUCCUCCACCCAGGAAGCCGGGGACCUCUCUAUCUUGGUGGUUCUCUGAGGCGAAGACCAAACGGUGAAUCUCAAUCGACUGCUCCGCCGAAUCGAAAGAUUGAUAUAUCAAGAGGCGUGAUGAAGGGGUUAAGGGACGAUGAAGAAACUCGACACUGAUGGUUCCAGUUGUGCAUCAAGAGGCAAGAUGAAGGUUAAGGGACGAUGAAGAAACUGGAGACUGAUGGUUCCGAUUGUUCAUCAAGACUGGAGCGUAAUGAAGACCACAUGACUGAAGAAUCCUCCACUCUGACCACAGGAAAGAAAGCUAAACGAUUGUUCAUCAAGGUGUGUGUUCACAGCAUGGAGCAUUGGGAGUCCGUGUGUGCUGACUUCUUGUGUCACGAAAAUAAGGGCAUAGUUGGUACUCUUGUGUUGCUGUCUUCUUGUGUCACGUUAUUUAUGUUGUUGCUGUCUUCUUGUGUCACGAGUUUUGAUUAUCAGAGCAUUUUUGGCUCUUGUUGUUGUACCCUUGUCAUGUAUGUCUUCUUGUGUCAAGUUAUAUAUGUGUGUCAUGUAUGUACUUUUUAUAAAUUUCAGAUACAAUACUUCUCUUUAUAUAUCAGAAACAAUCACUAAACUUUCUCACAUUCAACUCUCUCAUAUCUUUCCCCUCAUCAUUCUCGUUUAUCAUUCUUCUCUUUACCAUUAACCAAUCACUAAACAAUCAUUCUUCUCUUUAUCAUUCUCGUCUCACAUCCUUCUCACCAUUCUCUUCGCUUAUCAUUCUCGUUUAUCACCAUUCGCUUAUCAUUAACCAAUCACUAAACAAUCACUCUUCUCACCAAAUAAACCUCUCAUGGCAUCUUCUUCACAUCACAAUUUCGACCGAUCACUUGAUGAAGCUUUUGACGAAGCUUUUGAUGAAUAUUUCGAUAAAGCUUUUGAAAAUUUGUGUAAUGUGAAUGGAGAUCAAGAAGCUGAAAGGAAGACAAGAAAAAAACGAGUUUUUAUCGAACGCAAUCGUGAAGAAGGCCAUAUCCGGUUGUGGAAUGAUUAUUUCAGUGACACUCCAACAUAUCCUGAAAAUCUAUUCCGACGACGAUUUAGAAUGAACAAGCCAUUGUUCAUGAGUAUUGUUGAUCGUCUCUCCAAUGAAGUUACAUUCUUUUGUCAAAAGAAGGACUGUAUCAGAAGGCUUGGUCUCUCUACACUUCAAAAGUGUACAGCAGCUAUUCGUGUGUUGGCAUAUGGUUCUGCGCUUGAUGCGGUCGACGAAUACCUCAGGCUCGGUUCAACCACUACUCGGUUAUGUGUGGAAAAUUUUGUGGAAGCAAUAACAAAUUUGUUCGGCGAUGAGUACCUAAGAAGACCAACACCAGAUGAUCUUCAACGUCUUCUUCAUAUUGGAGAGCUUCGUGGAUAUACCGGAAUGAUAGGAAGCAUCGAUUGUAUGCAUUGGGAGUGGAAGAAUUGUCCCACCGCUUGGAAAGGGCAAUAUUCUCGUGGCUCAGGCAAACCCACAAUUGUUUUAGAGGCGGUUGCUUCAUAUGAUCUCUGGAUAUGGCAUGCGUUUUUUGGACCUCCAGGUACCUUAAAUGAUAUUAAUGUUCUUGAUCGCUCACCUGUUUUUGAUGACAUAAUAAAUGGUCGAGCUCCGCAAGUGAAUUUCUCCGUCAACGGAAACGAGUAUAAUUUGGCUUACUAUCUCACCGAUGGUAUUUAUCCGAAAUGGGCAACUUUUAUCCAAUCUAUUCCAAUUCCACAAGGGCCGAAAGCAGUUUUAUUUGCUCAACGUCAAGAAGCUGCCAGAAAAGAUGUCGAGCGUGCUUUCGGAGUCUUACAAGCUCGAUUUGCCAUUGUUAAAAAUCCGGCACUUUCUUGGGAUAAAGUCAAGAUUGGAAAGAUUAUGAGAGCGUGUAUCAUACUCCAUAAUAUGAUAGUAGAAGACGAACGAGAUGAAUACACUCAAUAUGAUGUUUCGGAUUUCCAACAAAGAGAAGGCAGCGGAAGUUCACAUGUCGAUCUCACAUAUUCGACAGAUAUCCCAACAAAUAUCGCCAAUCAGAUGGGUGUUCGAACCAGAAUUCGUGAUAGACAAGCACAUCAACAACUGAAAGGUGAUUUGGUUGAACAUAUAUGGCGUAAAUUUGGACAUGAUCAAGACAACAACUGAGCUUCGAUGUCUCUU